CUUUUCUUUUAUCCCAAAAUUGAAAAACCCCUUGCACCUUAUGUACGGAUUAAACCGACUGAGUUGUCCAAACCACCUCGUCGCCGUAGCCAGCACCGCCAUCGCCGCCAGCACCAAUUCGAAACGGUUGCUCCGCCUCAAUCCACAGCUCAGAUCCAUCGCCCUCUCUAGCCGCCGCGUGAUGGACCCUCCGUCUCCCGCGGCGACAGCCGGGAUCGGCGAUUUUGUGAACGUCGACAAAGAGGGUAAGAUCCCCGGCGAAGACGACGAGGCUCUGCCUCAUAAUCAGAGCUCGAUUAGUGACAGUUACAACGGCUAUGAGAGGAGAAUUCUGCCGCCGGAGCUCUCCAAGAGUGUGGCUACGCUCACGUGCGAUUCGGCUGCGGACGGCGGCGUCUGCGAUGUGUAUUUGGUCGGAACCGCUCACGUUUCUACGGAAUCUUGCGAAGAAGUUCAGGCUGUGAUAGAUUUCUUGAAACCACAGGUUGUCUUUUUGGAGCUGUGCUCUAGCCGUGUUGCUAUUCUUACACCUCAAAACUUCAAGGUGCCAACCACGGGAGAAAUGGUGGACAUGUGGAAGAAAAAUCAAAAUCUUUUUGGGAUACUUUACAGCUGGUUUCUUGCUAAGGUUGCUAGUCAACUUGAAGUUCUGCCUGGUGCAGAGUUUCGGGUGGCAUAUGAAGAAGCCAUGAAAUAUGGCGGCAAAGUUAUACUAGGCGAUCGACCUGUCCAGAUUACGUUGCGGAGAACAUGGGCCAAGAUGCCUCUUUGGCACAAGAUAAAAUUACUGUACUCCUUGCUGUUUCAAGCAGUGUUCUUGCCAAGCCCAGAAGAUCUUGCGAAGGCGCUGAAGGAAAUGGAUGAUGCUGACAUGCUAACUCUAGUAAUUCAGGAGAUGAGCAAGAAGUUUCCCAGUCUAAUGGAAACCCUUGUCCGUGAGCGCGACCAAUAUAUGUCGGCCAUGUUGCUUAAAGUAGCUCGUGAGCAUAAUUCAGUGGUAGCCGUUGUGGGAAAGGGCCACUUACCGGGAAUCCAGAAGAACUGGGAACAGCCUGUUGAGCUGAAGCAACUUCUGAACAUACCAAUUGAAAAAAGGUCGAUUUCAGUGGUGAAGAUACUUAGUACUGUUGGAGUAACAGUUGCUGGGGUUGCUAUAAUUUCUGGCAUUUAUCUCUCCAUCAAGAAAUAGCAUAUCAUUCGAAUGGUUUAAUCUCUACACAUUCAGUGUUUUCAAUUUUGGAAUCAGAAGUAACCUUUUUCUGCUAA
Messenger RNA from Salvia hispanica, 1266 nucleotides. Its product is annotated as TraB family protein. The record is from RefSeq and is a predicted model, not a curated record. NCBI's taxonomy places the organism in Eukaryota, Viridiplantae, Streptophyta, Magnoliopsida, Lamiales, Lamiaceae. Gene Ontology annotation, cellular component: mitochondrial outer membrane.